Pleurotus ostreatus (oyster mushroom) is the source of this 513-nucleotide messenger RNA. RefSeq lists its product as uncharacterized. The record is from RefSeq and is a predicted model, not a curated record. NCBI's taxonomy places the organism in Eukaryota, Fungi, Basidiomycota, Agaricomycetes, Agaricales, Pleurotaceae. The coding region runs from base 1 to 513 and encodes 170 amino acids. The transcript has 5 exons.
AUGACCACUUCCUCCCAGCUAAACCCUCUCAGUCUCGCGGACGUCAAAGCCGAUGCUUCCAGCUUCGGCGGCAACGCCCUUGAACCAGGAGCAUACAUGAUCAAGAGCGCUGCCUGGCCUCAUCUCAUGCUUGGCUUGCGUGACGGUGUAGAGAAAGAAGGCAAUCCAGUCGACACUAUUCUCGCUUUGCAUAGCAUAGGUCCUAAGUGGGACAUCGAGGCUAGGCCCGCAGGUUCGACCACUACGUUCACCAUCCGAAGCCAAGGAGGGCAUUUCCAGCAUGUUGAGAAGAUUUCCGAGAAUGCAGGCGUCGUUGUCAGUGCCACUGAAACGGUCUUUAAGAUAGUCCAGCCCCUCGAAGCGCAUCCCACUCUCUAUAGUAUUCAAGUAGGGGAUGGCGAGUUCGCAUUCCAGGCCGUUAGUGGUGCUGGUGCGGACCAGGUUGUGCUCCAACCUUUCAACGAGCGGGACACCCGCCAGUUAUGGGUUUUCGCCCGUGGACUGAUGGCCUGA